Molecule: messenger RNA, 270 nt
Organism: Emericellopsis cladophorae
Lineage: Eukaryota; Fungi; Ascomycota; Sordariomycetes; Hypocreales; Bionectriaceae
Exons: 1
Coding region: 1-270 (89 amino acids)
Source: RefSeq, a predicted model, not a curated record
AUGCUCUCGGACCUCUGCGAGCGCCACUACGAGCACGGCAGGCUCUGGUGGAAGUCGUACGACGGCGUCCUUCAGGGCUAUCCGCCAGAGGUGUGGCCAAUGACGUGCUGUACGAUGGAAGGGUAUCUGCAGCAGAGCGAUGUGUCCAGCGCCCGAGACGACUUCCCUCGGUUCGGGAGGCGACUCAUCAGGCUGCAGCAGUUCAACAUACGGCAGAGGCCCAGCAAGCUGACCGAUCUAUGGCGCGACAGGCGGAAUCCCUUGCAAUGA